AGCUCCAGCAGCACACAAGCACAUCGCAGCUCUCCUGCCCCUCCAUCUCCUGCACGAUGCCGGUGACUGAGAAGGACCUGGCUGAGGAUGCUCCAUGGAAGAAGAUCCAGCAGAACACCUUCACCCGCUGGUGUAAUGAGCACCUGAAAUGUGUCAACAAGAGGAUAGGCAACCUGCAGACCGACCUGAGCGAUGGGCUCAGACUGAUCGCCCUGCUGGAGGUGCUGAGCCAGAAGAGGAUGUACAGAAAGUACCACCAAAGACCCACCUUCAGCCAGAUGCAGCUGGAGAACGUCUCUGUGGCCCUGGAGUUCCUGGAGAAGGAGAACAUCAGGCUGGUGUCCAUAGACAGUAAAGCUAUCGUGGAUGGAAACCUGAAGCUGAUCCUAGGUCUCAUCUGGACCCUUAUAUUGCACUACUCCAUCUCUAUGCCAGUUUGGGAGGAUGAAGGUGACGAAGAGACCAAACAUCAGACCCCAAAACAGAGGCUGCUUGGCUGGAUUCAGAACAAAAUCCCUUAUUUGCCAAUUACCAAUUUCAGCCAUAACUGGCAUGAUGGGAAAGCUCUGGGGGCCCUGGUAGACAGCUGUGCACCAGGUCUGUGUCCUGACUGGGAGUCGUGGGAUCCUAAGAAGCCAGUUGAUAAUGCGCGAGAGGCGAUGCAGCAAGCAGAUGAUUGGUUGGGAGUUCCUCAGGUGAUUGCCCCAGAAGAGAUCAUCCACCCCGAUGUAGAUGAACACUCAGUGAUGACCUAUUUGUCCCAGUUCCCAAAAGCUAAACUAAAACCCGGAGCUCCUCUGAAGCCCAAACUUAAUCCCAAAAAAGCCAGAGCAUAUGGCAGAGGUGUUGAGCCAACUGGGAACAUGGUGAAAAGACCCGCACCAUUCACUGUGGAAACCAUCAGCGCUGGACAAGGGGAGGUCCUUGUCUUUGUGGAGGACCCUGAAGGAUUGAGAGAAGAGGCCAAGGUCACAGGCAACAAUGACAAGAACAAGACCUUCUCCGUGGAGUACUUUCCCAAAGUGACUGGUAUGCACAAGGUUACUGUGCUCUUUGCCGGUCAGCACAUUUCAAAGAGCCCAUUUGAAGUGAAUGUUGAGAAGGCUCAGGGAGACGCCAGUAAAGUGACAGCUAAAGGCCCUGGAUUGGAGGCAACUGGUAACAAUGCCAAUAAACCCACUUACUUCGACAUUUAUACUGCAGGUGCUGGUGUUGGAGAUAUCGGAAUAGAAGUGACCGAUCCUCAGGGGAGAAACAAUACUGUGGAUAUUGCCCUUGAAGAUAAAGGAAAUUGUGUAUUUCGAUGCACCUACAAGCCAGUAAAGCCUGGACCUCAUUCUGUCAGUGUCACAUUUGGUGGGGAAGCAAUACCUAAAAGUCCUUAUGUGGUCAACGUUGGGGAACCCUGCAACCCAAACGCUUGUCGAGCCAGCGGACGUGGCUUGCAGCCCAAAGGCGUCCGGAUUAGAGAAACUGCUGAUUUUAAGGUCGACACCAGGACUGCAGGAAGUGGUGACCUCCAUGUUUCAGUGAAGGGGCCAAAGGGUGUGGAUGAGCCUGUGAAGCAGUUGGAGGCCGUAGAUGGAGUGUAUAUGUUUGAAUAUUACCCCCUGAACCCUGGGAAAUAUGUGGUCACCAUUACUUGGGGCGGCCAUCACAUACCUAAAAGCCCAUUUGAAGUUCAGGUAGGGCCCGAGGCAGGACCUCAGAAAGUACGAGCAUGGGGCCCUGGUCUCUCUGGUGGUGUCGUUGGGAAAUCAGCAGACUUUAUAGUGGAGUCCAUUGGCCCAGAUGUGGGUUCAUUAGGUUUUGCCAUUGAAGGUCCAUCUCAGGCCAAGAUUGAAUGUGAUGACCAAAGUGACGGCUCUUGUGAUGUGAAAUAUUGGCCAAAGGAGCCUGGUGAAUAUGCUGUCCAUGUCAUGUGCGACGAUGAAGACAUCAAAAACAGCCCAUACAUGGCGUACAUCCAGCCAGCAUCAGCAGACUUUAACCCAGAUAAGGUCAAGGCAUAUGGUCCGGGGCUGGAGAAGAGCGGGUGCAUUGUGAACAACCCAGCAGAAUUUUUCAUAGACCCCAGAGAGGCUGGAACAGCACCUUUGAGCGUCUAUGCACAAGAUAUUGAAGGCAAUCCUGUGGACAUCUACACUAAGCCAAACCCUGACGGUACCUACACCUGCUCGUACAAACCAGCUAAGCCAAUCAAACACACAGUUAUGGUCACAUGGGGCGGUGUCGGUGUACCCAAAAGCCCUUUCAGGGUAAGCAUUGGGCAGGGCAGCCACCCACGGAAAGUUAAGGUUUUCGGCCCUGGGGUGGAAAAAACUGGUUUGAAAGCAAAUGAGCCUACGCACUUCACAGUGGACUGCACUGAGGCUGGAGAAGGUGAUGUCAGUGUUGGAAUCAAGUGUGAAGCACGUGUGAUAAGUGAAGAAGAGGAGGACAUUGACUUUGACAUUAUUCCCAAUGCCAAUGACACAUUUACUGUGAAAUACACCCCUCCUGGUGCCGGGCGAUACACUAUCAAAGCUCUCUUUGCUGGAGAGGAAAUUCCAAGCAGCCCCUUCAGAAUCAAGGUUGACCCUUCACAUGAUGCUAGCAAGGUGAAGGCUGAAGGACCAGGACUUAAUAAAUCUGGUGUUGAGAAUGGGAAGCCGACACAUUUUACAGUCUAUACCAAAGGGGCAGGAAAAGCCCCCGUUGAUGUGAACUUCAGUGGACCCACUCCAGGAGAUGCUGUAAAAGACUUUGAAAUAAUUGAUAAUUAUGAUUAUUCCCACACUGUCCGCUACACUCCGAUUCAACAGGGCAAAAUGGCGGUCAAUGUGAACUAUGGAGGAGAUCCUAUUCCAAAAAGCCCCUUUACAGUUGGAGUGGCGGCUCCUCUGGACCUCAGCAAGAUCAAAAUCAAUGGACUUGAUAGCCGAGUGGAAGUUGGUAAAGACCAAGAGUUUACUGUGGACACCAAGGGAGCUGGUGGACAAGGCAAACUGGAUGUGAAACUUACCAGCCCAAGCAGGAAAGUCAUUCCAAGUGUUGUAGACCCAGUGCCAGGGAAAGACGCUAGCACGGUGAAAUAUAUUCCAAAAGAGGAGGGGGUAUACAAUGUGGAUGUGAAUUAUGAUGGCCACCCAGUGCCAGGAAGUCCUUAUACUGUGGAAGCCACCUUACCUCCUGAUCCCACAAAGGUUAAAGCAUAUGGACCUGGCCUUAAAGGAGGUCUGGUUGGUAAGCCUGCUGAAUUUACUAUUGACACCAAAGGAGCAGGCACUGGAGGUUUGGGCUUGACUGUUGAAGGUCCAUGCGAAGCCAAAAUUGAAUGUUCCGACAAUGGUGAUGGCACAUGUUCCGUUUCCUAUCUGCCAACCACGCCCGGGGAAUACUUUGUGAACAUCCUUUUUGAAGAAACUCAUAUUCCAGGUUCCCCAUUCCAAGCCGAAAUUGAAAUGCCCUUUGAUCCCACCAAAGUGGUUGCCACAGGUCCUGGCCUGGAGCAUGGCAAAGUAGGAGAGGCUGGACUGAUUCAUGUAGACUGUUCCCAAGCAGGACCUGGAGUUCUCACCAUGGAAGCAGUGUCUGAUUCUGGGUCCAAAGCGGAGGUCUACAUACAGGACAAUGGUGACGGAACACAUGCUGUCACCUAUGCUCCUCUCUUUGCUGGCAUGUACACAUUGUCUAUGAAGUAUGGAGGCGAGAAAGUGCCAAAGUUCCCUGCUCGUGUAAAGAUUGACUCUGCUGUGGAUACUAGUAAAGUCAAAGUGUAUGGACCUGGUGUGGAAGGAGAUGGACUAUUUAGGGAAGCCACAACUAAUUUCACUGUGGACGCUCGACCUCUGACCCGAACUGGAGGAAAUCACAUCAAAACCAAAAUAACCAACCCGUCCGGAGCGGCUACAGAUUGUCUGGUGAAAGAUAACAAUGAUGGGACUUAUGAGGUGGAGUACACACCUUUUGAAAAAGGUGUCCACUCUGUGAAGGUGAUGUAUGACGAUGAACCAGUUCCUAAAAGCCCAUUCAAGGUUGGAGUGACAGAAGGCUGCUACCCAUCUCGUGUAAAGGCACAGGGGCCUGGACUUCAAGAGGCCCUUACAAAUAAAACAAAUGCUUUUUCUGUGAUUACAAGAGGGGCCGGGAUUGGUGGUCUGGGAAUAACAGUUGAGGGUCCAUCCGAAUCCAAAAUGUCUUGUAAGGACAACAAAGAUGGCAGCUGCAGCGUUGAGUACAUCCCAUAUGCCCCAGGAGAUUAUGAUGUCAACAUAACGUACGACGGGGAGCAUAUUCCAGGAAGUCCAUUUAAGGUCCCUGCAAAAGAUGUUGUUGAUCCCAGCAAGGUAAAAGUUGCUGGCCCUGGACUGGGAAAUGCUGUUCGUGCCAAAAUUCCUCAACAGUUUGUGGUGGACACCAGCAAAGCUGGAGUGGCUCCUCUUAAUGUAGAAGUGACGGGACCAAGAGUUGAUGAGACAGACUCUUUAUCGAAACGGAGCCCAUUGAGAGCCAUUUCAAAUUUCUUUAAAGGUGACUUCAAGCGAGAUGCAAAAGAGCCAGGAAUUGCGGAACCAGUUGACAUUACAGAUAAUGAAGACGGGACACACACUGUGGCAUACACACCGAGCGUUGAAGGUCCUUACACAGUGUCUGUACAAUAUGCAGAUGAGGAGAUUCCUCGCAGCCCUUACAAGGUAAAGGUUCUACCAACCUAUGAUCCCAGCAAGGUGACGGCAAGCGGUCCUGGGCUUAGCUCUCAAGGGGUCCCGGCUAGUCUUCCUGUGGACUUUGCAGUCAAUGCCAAGGAUGCAGGAUUAGGUGAUCUUUCUGUCCUUAUAACUGACCAAGAAGGCAAGCCAAAGAAGGCUCAAAUCUUGGACAACAAGGAUGGAACAUACGCAGUAUCUUACGUUCCUGAUAAAACUGGACGCUAUCAAGUGGCUGUCAAGUAUGGAGGAGAUGAUAUCCCUUACUCCCCCUACAGAAUCAGGGCAACGCCUUCAGGGGAUGCCAGCAAGUGUACAGCAACAGGACCUGGAAUCCAGCCUGCCGUGAAGACUGGUGAGGAGGUCGGCUUUGUGGUUGAUGCCACAACCGCUGGGAAAGGGAAAGUCACAUGCAGCAUUCUGGAUCCCGAUGGACUGGAGUCUGAAGCUGACGUCAUUGAGAAUGAAGAUGGCACCUAUGACAUUUUCUACACUACCGCUAAAACCGGUCCUUAUGUCAUCCAUGUCCGCUUUGGUGGAGUUGACAUUCCCAACAGUCCUUUCACUGUCAUGGCCACAGAUGAAGUUCCAGUAAUGUCUCAGCAACAGUCUCAGCAGUCUCUUAGUGCCUUGCCUCCAGGCUAUGACCCUGUGAUGUCGGAGACUGCAUACGCUCCUGUUGGUUCUAUGAACGGGAUGGGAUUCAGGCCCUUUGAUUUAGUUAUCCCCUUUGCCAUAAGAACAGGAAACAUAACAGGUGAAGUUAUUAUGCCGUCAGGGAAGACCGCCCCUGCAGAAAUCGUGGACAACAAAGAUGGUACCGUGUCAGUGCAAUAUGUUCCCACAGAGACCGGACUACACGAGUUACAUAUCAAAUGUAAUGGAACACAUAUUCCAGAGAGCCCGUUACAGUUCUAUGUAAAUUAUCCCAAUACUGGAAGUGUUUCAGCAUAUGGACCGGGUCUUAUUUAUGGUGUUGCCAACAAACCAGCCACAUUCACCAUUAUUACAGAAGAUGCAGGAGAAGGUGGUCUUGAUCUGGCCAUUGAAGGCCCUUCAAAAGCUGAGAUCAGCUGCAUUGAUAACAAGGAUGGAACUUGCACUGUCACCUAUCUGCCAGUACUAUCCGGAGAUUACAAUAUCCUGGUGAAAUACAAUGAUACCCAUAUUGCUGGAAGCCCCUUCAUUGCCAAAGUUACUGAUGACAGCAGGAGACGUUCUCAAGUCAAACUGGGCUCCACUGCUGAUUUCUUGUUGGAUAUCAAUGAGACUGAUCUAAGCCUGCUGACGGCCAGUAUAAAAGCCCCAUCUGGUCACGAUGAGCCAUGUAUCCUGAAAAGACUUCCAAAUAACCACAUUGGCAUCUCUUUCAUUCCACGCGAGGUUGGUUCACACUUGGUCAGCAUAAAGAAGAAUGGACGUCAUGUGCCUAACAGCCCUAUCUCCAUCAUGGUCUAUCAGUCUGAAAUAGGCGAUGCUAGCAAGGUGAAAGUAUAUGGACCUGGAUUAACUGAGGGACGUACAUUUGAGUUGUCAGAUUUUGUGGUAGACACCAGAGAAGCCGGCUAUGGAGGGCUUUCACUUGCAGUUGAAGGACCAAGUAAAGUUGACAUUCAAACUGAAGACUUGGAUGAUGGCACCUGCCAAGUCUCUUACUGCCCAACAGAGCCAGGUGUUUAUAUUGUAUCCAUCAAGUUUGCAGAUGAGCAUGUCCCAGGAAGUCCGUUUACUGCCAAAGUAACUGGAGAAGGAAGAGUGAAAGAGAGCAUUACAAGGAGAAAGAAAGCACCUUCUGUGGCCACUGUAGGGGGCAUCUGUGAGCUGAAUUUAAAAAUACCAGAAAUUGACAGGAGAGAAAUAACAGCUGAAGUCACCAGCCCAUCGGGACAGACGACCGAGGCCGAAAUAGUGGACCUGGGCCAGAAUACGUCUUGUGUGCGCUUUGUUCCCCAAGAGAUGGGUGUGCACACAGUCAGUGUAAAAUACAGAGGGGAGCAUGUACCAGGCAGCCCAUUCCAGUUCACUGUGGGGCCCCUGGGAGAAGGUGGGGCUGAGAAGGUGAAAGCUGGAGGUCCAGGCCUGGAGAGAGGGGAAACUGGUAUUCCAGCUGAAUUCAGUAUAUGGACUCGGGAAGCUGGAGCUGGCGGUCUGUCCAUUGCAGUGGAGGGGCCCAGCAAAGCAGAGAUUUUAUUUGAAGACCGUAAAGAUGGAUCCUCUGGCGUGUCCUAUGUUGUACAAGAACCUGGUGACUAUGAAGUGGUCAUUAAGUUCAACGAUGAACACAUCCCUCAAAGUCCGUUCCUGGUUCCCAUCAUCGCUCCAUCUGAUGACGCUCGAAGGCUUACUGUCUCUAGUCUUCAGGAGUCUGGGCUCAAAGUCAACCAACCAGUAUCAUUUGCUAUCAGACUGAAUGGGGCUAAGGGCAGAAUCGAUGCCAAGGUGCACAGUCCCUCUGGAGCAGUAGAAGAGUGCCAUGUGUCGGAGCUGGAACCAGACAAAUACGCCGUGCGUUUUAUUCCACGUGAGAAUGGUAUUCACACAAUUGAUGUGAAGUUCAAUGGUAGCCAUGUCCCCGGAAGCCCCUUCAAAGUGCGAGUUGGAGAACCUGGACAGGAAGGUGACCCUGCACUUGUGACAGCGUAUGGAGCCGGAUUGGAGAGAGGUGUUACAGGUAAACAGUCAGAAUUCACCAUCAAUACAAGUAAGGCAGGGCCGGGGGCCCUCUCUGUCACCAUUGAAGGACCAUCAAAAGUGACCAUGGAAUGUAAGGAGUGUUCAGAAGGCUACAAAGUCCUAUAUACUCCAAUGGCCCCAGGAAACUACAUGAUUGGAGUCAAAUACGGAGGUCCAAACCACAUCCUGGGAAGCCCAUUCAAAGCCAAAGUAACAGGUCAGAGGCUUGUUAGUGCUGGCAGCAUCAAUGAGACUUCAUCUAUAAUCGUGCAGUCUGUGACUCGCGCCUCCACAGAGACCAUCUAUAGCGCACUGCCCAGGUUUACAUCUGAUGCCAGCAAAGUCUCAUCGAAAGGAGCCGGCCUGGCAAAGGCUUAUCUAGGGCAGAAAAGCAGCUUCACUGUUGACUGCAGCAAAGCAGGUUCUAACAUAUUAUUAGUCGGCGUCCACGGACCCACAAUCCCCUGUGAAGAAGUAUCCGUGAAACAUCUGGGCAACAAGCAAUACAACGUCAACUAUCACGUGAAGGAGAAGGGAGACUACACCCUGGUGGUGAAAUGGGGAGAAGAGCACAUCCCGGGGAGUCCCUUCCACGUCACCGUCCCUUAAAAUCCCCACACUUGAUUCCUGGCAGAACAAUAUCAAAGACCUGUAAUAUCUGAUCACACAGAGCCGACAUCUACAGAAUUCUGAGAAAUUGGGGAAGAGAAACUUUCAUUGUAAUUUUAUAUAUGACUUUUUUUUUUAUACUAGGGAGAUGGAAAUUUGUAUGCGAGUUUUAGGUGUCCUUGUGAUAAUUUAAAUAGCAGAUCUCUACUUUUGGAAGGGCUUAUUUAUACUUGUCGAUGUUGUUUAACCCUUUGUCUGCCAAGUAGAAUAACUGGUUUGUGGUAAA
Molecule: messenger RNA, 8256 nt
Organism: Nanorana parkeri
Lineage: Eukaryota; Metazoa; Chordata; Amphibia; Anura; Dicroglossidae
Gene: FLNB
Product: filamin B
Exons: 47
Coding region: 57-7970 (2637 amino acids)
Biological process (GO): actin cytoskeleton organization
Molecular function (GO): actin filament binding
Source: RefSeq, a predicted model, not a curated record